AUGCCCGACCUCCACUCCCUCCCUCCCAACUCCCGCCCCCUCCACGCCAUCCGCAACAACGGUCCCCAUCACCUCGCAAUAGAGCGCUAUCUCCUGCGCGAACUUGCCGAAGGCUGGCCGUGCUACCGCGACGCCUGCGAAUGGGAGAACUUCCGAUCGAUCUUCCACCCGGAAGCGCACGUCUACACAACCUGGACGGGACUCACGCACCACGAUGCAUUCAUCACAGCCUCGCAGGCGGGAAUGGACAAGGGCGCGUUCAUCAUGCAUCGCGUGCAUGGCAGCACCACGGACAUUAACCUCGAGGGAACGCGUGCCGUCACGAAGAUGAAAGCUACUAUUACGCAAAGAUUCAGUGGGGUGGAGUGUGUGGGUGGGGGAACCUGUGAGGUGGACGCGGAGAGUGAUUGUCGGUUUAUCUUCUUCUGGGAGAAGGUUGGUGCAGAGUAUGAGGAGUUGAAGGGCCAGUGGAGGGCCAGGUUCGUGAGACACUGGUAUGAGAAGGAUAAGUUGCUGCUUGUGACGCCGGAUCGCGUGCCGGUGAUUGAUCAUGAGAGAUUGAAGGAGUAUCCCGUGGGGUAUCGGCAUUUGGCGUAUUUGCAGGAGGAGACGAUGGGGGUCAAGGUGUUGAGGGAUUUGCCGGGGCAUAGGAGGGAGAAGGCCACGGGGAGUGUUAAUGGUCAAGAGGGUACUGCAUUCCAUUGUACUGGUAUAGGAAAGCAGGAUAGCCAACAUCUCCCACCGAAGUAUUGCCAUAAGAAUACAGUGCAAAAUCAUGCACGUAGCGAGGUCUAA
Messenger RNA from Aspergillus niger, 795 nucleotides. RefSeq lists its product as uncharacterized. The transcript is spliced from 2 exons. The record is from RefSeq and is a predicted model, not a curated record. The coding region runs from base 1 to 795 and encodes 264 amino acids. NCBI's taxonomy places the organism in Eukaryota, Fungi, Ascomycota, Eurotiomycetes, Eurotiales, Aspergillaceae.